Messenger RNA from Aspergillus niger, 1107 nucleotides. RefSeq lists its product as uncharacterized. NCBI's taxonomy places the organism in Eukaryota, Fungi, Ascomycota, Eurotiomycetes, Eurotiales, Aspergillaceae. The transcript has a single exon. Gene Ontology annotation, molecular function: D-serine ammonia-lyase activity. Gene Ontology annotation, biological process: D-serine catabolic process. The record is from RefSeq and is a predicted model, not a curated record. The coding region runs from base 1 to 1107 and encodes 368 amino acids.
AUGUAUACUCCCCGAAUCGGUGACCGGCUCUCGAGCCUCGACACCCCCUCAAUGAUCGUCGAUCUCGACUUAAUGGAAUCCAACAUCCAGAAACUCUUCUCCGCCCUCCUUCCCACAGGCUUAAACAUCCGCCCGCACCUCAAAACCACCAAGUGCGCCGCCCUAGCAAAGAAGCUCGUCGCCGCGGGCGCCAAAGGCUGCUGUGUUGCGAAGGUCUCAGAAGCUGAAGCCAUUACGGCAGCCGGGUUCGACGAUAUCCUAAUAACGUGCGAGAUUAUCGGCGCGCCGAAGGUCCAGCGACUCGUUGAACUGGUUAGGAAACACCCCGGGCGACUGCGUACCGUGGUGGAUAGUGAAGUCGGGGCUACGGCUAUCGAUGAGGCAUUGGAGCAGGCGGGGAUAACAACGCCCUUGGCGGUGUUGAUCGAUCUGGAUGUUGGGUUGCACCGUACGGGCGUGGCUGAUGUGCAGGCGGCACUGGCCCUGGCGAGACACCUGGCUGGGCUGAAGCAUUUGAAGUUGAUCGGGGUGCAGGGGUAUGAGGGACACGUGCAACAUAUUCAUAGUUGGGAAGAGAGACGACAGGAAUGUUUGGCAUCGAUGAAGAUAUUGACCGAGACGGCAGAGACGCUGCGCAAGGAGGGCUUCCAGAUUGAUGUGGUCACUGGAGGUGGGACCGGGACAGUGGAGUUUUGUGCUUCUGUGCCUGGGGUCACGGAGUUGCAACCGGGGUCUUUUAUUUUCAUGGAUACGGAUUACCGGAAUGCGAUUGGGAGAGGCUUCUCGAACAGUCUGACGAUAUUGUCUACGGUCGUGAGUCGGCAGGGGGAGAGACAGGUUACGAUUGAUGCUGGGUUGAAGUCGUUGACUACGGAUAGUGGGUUGGCGGAGUGUAAGGAUUCCAGGUAUGCGCAUCAGAACUUGGGAGAUGAGCAUGGUGCGUUGAGUUGGACCGAGGGGACACCGGAUUUGAAGGUUGGGGAUAGGGUGGAGAUGGUCCCGAGUCACAUCGAUCCAACGAUCAAUUUGCAUGACUUUUAUUAUGCUCAUCGGGGUGGAGUCAUUGAGGAGAUCUGGUCCGUGGAUGCUAGAGGGAAGGUUCAAUAG